AUGUUGUUUUGCUUGGCUUUGCUCCACGCGGGGUUUAUCCCGGCCUUGCUUGCAUUUUUCUUCUGGUCUCUCCCCGGCGCAAUCGGCAUGUAUGCACUCUCUCUUGGCGUGCAACGGAUCGAUGAAAAACUGCCCGCUCCAGUCUACGCUCUUCUCUCCGGCCUAAAUGCCUCAACCGUAGGCAUUAUUGCUCUUGCUGCUGUCCAGCUAGCUGAAAAGGCCAUCCGUGAUAAAAUUUCACGAAUCCUUGUAAUCUUUGGCGCAUGUGCUGGCCUCUGUUAUAGCGCACUUUGGUAUUUCCCUAUUCUUAUGGUUUCUGGUGGUGUUGCUACUGUGCUGUGGGAUGGGUUGGUGUAUCAGCAAAUUCUGAGAGCGAAGAGACCAUGUGAUUCGUAUUCGUGUUGGGAUUAUGAUUGUUGCUUUCUUCUUUGUGUCCUUUAUCGCCAUACUUGUCUCCAGAGCCAAAGUUUCACUACCCCCUUUGGCCCUUGA
Molecule: messenger RNA, 492 nt
Organism: Aspergillus calidoustus
Lineage: Eukaryota; Fungi; Ascomycota; Eurotiomycetes; Eurotiales; Aspergillaceae
Source: the annotation of a GenBank genome assembly